Petromyzon marinus (sea lamprey) is the source of this 6912-nucleotide messenger RNA. RefSeq names its product microcephalin 1 (gene MCPH1). Lineage: Eukaryota; Metazoa; Chordata; Hyperoartia; Petromyzontiformes; Petromyzontidae. The record is from RefSeq and is a predicted model, not a curated record. Gene Ontology annotation, biological process: mitotic cell cycle.
CGGUACAAUUUGAAAUGGCACAUUCCUAUCAGCUGUACGAAUUAUAAACACCCCCCAGCACGGUUCAGUGCGUUGUGGAAGAGAAUCUGCAUGGCGGAGUGAGAGUUGGAGGGGCGAUCUGCGUGGCUCGCUUCCAUCCCGGGGACCCUCGCCGGCAGCCGCGCGAAACCCGGGCGAGCCCGGGCCUGUCCACCUUGCCCUGCCCCCCCCUUGCCCUCUAACCUCUGUCUGGGCCUGGAGAAAAAAUCGCAGGCGGAUACCCGCCUCGGCCUUCGGAGAAACUGGUCCAGUCGUGACAUCGUGCUCAAAAGCCAGUGGAAAGGACAAGGUGUGGAAUGAUGCAUUCUGGUUGGUAAUGUGCCCAAAGUCUGUCCCUUUGGGUGAGAGCUAUGGACAAGGGCCUGCCACAGAGCAAUGGUGUUGAAGAAUUUGAAGAUGACCUGGCUACUGAAGACCUGCUGGCAGAGCAAAGCCACCAACCAAACAACCAGACCGUGUGUUUUGAUCUAUUAAAAGAUGUUGUGGCCUAUGUUGAUGUCUGGUCCAGCAACCAUGAGGAUAACUACACGUGGGCCUUCAGUAAGCAAUUGCUGAUGAUGGGAGCAACAGUGUCCAGAAAGUUUACAAAAAAUGUCACGCACGUCAUCUUCAAGGAUGGACUUGAGAGCACGUGGAGCAAGGCGAUGAGCACCGGGGUGAAGCUCGUGUCUGUGCUCUGGGUAGACAACUGCCUCAAGAGCCAAAAGUGCUUGGACGAAGCACUAUAUCCAGUGCGCUGUGACCCAAGAACAACUCCCAACUACUGUAAUAAAAAGCGUCGCUGGCGCCGGCCUCUGUGUGUGUAUGACCUGGAGGACGAGGGCAGCAGGGACAAGCGGCUGCAGAAGAAGCUCGAAAAACUGACGCAGCAACUGGAUAACCAGAAAACGGCUACUGUGGGCCCCGAUUGCCUCAUCUUGGCGUUUGAUGGUGAGGGCCAGCCAGUGUUCAGCUCCAGGGUGACUCGCUCACCAGUCCUGGACAGGGUCAAGUCUAUGGCAGACAAGCUGCAGGAGAUGAAGACGAGGCGUGAGAAUAUCUCCUUGACUGCUUCACAGAUGGUGAGCCAGAGCCAAUCACCUGAUGGCUCUGCCUCUCCACUACAGUGCUCAUCAAAUGUCCCUUCCUGCUCUUUAUUUAACAUUCUGUUGGGAGAAGAGUCUGAACCAGGAGAGGAGGAAUUGUCAACACCGAGCCCUUGUCACAGUUUUGUAGCGGACUCUGAUGUCUCCCUGGAUAACAGUCGCAUGAAAUCAAAACAGCGUUCCGUCUCCGAAAAGGAUUCUUCCUUCUCGCACGCCGUAGUGCAAGAGACACCAAACGUGUCACCUCUUGGAAGCUCAAAUGCUACUGAAUCAAAUAGCAGUCAUAGACAUCCUCAAAAAUCGAGAAGAAAACGCUUGGAGAAUAUUGUCACGUCUGAUCAAAACAGGGGAGAGGUUUGCCAGCAUCAAACUUCGACAGGGAAUUGUAGAAAUUCUUCAGAACUCAGUUCCUUUGAUCUCGCUGAUGUUCUCCCAGUGCCUUUAUGUACUGAUAUGGAGAUGCAGAGCUCCUCCACCAAUAUAGGGUCACUGACAGACACUGUUAGCAAGACAAGUUCCAAUUCCCAGGACAAAAAUACCUGUGGUGGACAUAACUCUUCUGAUGACAUCCCGGUUACCGGUGAAGUGCGUAUGGAAACAGCCACUUCUGAGAGAUACAAGGCUACUCGUCUUAUUCGAGAAAAUAUUGCUGCACAUGAAGAAGAUAUGGUAGAAGGUGAUCUGGCACCAAUAGUUCAUUCUAAUUCAGCUUGCGGAAUGGGUUUUCAUUCUGAACAAUCUGCAGCAACUUCUGCAGUGUUUGAAACAAGUAGGAAGAGGACACACGUUGAGUAUACCAGGACACCAGAGUCCGCAAGGUCGAGGAAGAAGCAAAAGUCACAGCAAGUUCCAGAAUCUCCAAGUUCUGGCAUAAUUUUAGACUGUAUCUCACCAUUCGACGAUUACUUCUUGCCAGAAAAUGUUCAAGAGCUAGCGCCAAGGAAUCAAGACGUUAUUAAAAGGGUCUCUGCCUUGUUUGGCACACCAAAAACUAAUACAAAUAGUCGACGAGAGAGCCAAGAUGGAUCUAAAAUCACAGGAGGUAGACUCGUUUCAUUAGAUGGCCCAACUAGAACUUCCAGUAAUCCACAGCAACAGAGAAUUGACGAAGAGCCUCAAAUGAAGCCCCAAUCAAAAAAAACGCGUGGGCCUGAUAUUGUUGGUAAAACGACUGCCACUCAUAGUAUCACAAAUAACAAAGGUGUUAAGAAGUUUAGGCUUUAUUCUGUGAAACAGGAAGGAUACUUAGCUGAAGUGACCUACACAACCCAUGUGGUACGACGGGAGAGUCCAAGGCCACCUGUUGAACAGGAGAAAAAAGAUACCGAUACAGACAGCACGGUUUCAGACUUGUGUGGAUAUGAUGCAUCCGGCAAUGACCGUCUGGCACAGAAUUCCGAGUCGGGAAAGGAAAGUCCAACAAUAAACACAAAUAUUCCCAGUUUUCCAGACAUUGUGGGAUCCCGACAAGUUUCUGUGCAGAAGGAAGAUCCCGUUGUCUCAAGGCACCAAGAAAAGCCAUCGAGUGGUGCAGAGAGGGCCCAGAAAGGUCCCAGAAGGUCUGGGAGGCUGAAACUCAUGGUGACAAUGAAAGAAUCUGAAAAGCCAAAGAAUGAUGGAAAGCAGAAUCUUCCACGGUCGCUUGCCCUGAGGAGGCAGCCGCCUCAGAAGAAGAGCGCCGUGUCUGGGAGAAGGCACACGGCCAGCGCAACACAGCGUCGACAAAGGCAAUCGUUGGUGUUGACAAGCCUGCACACUGAGGAGCAGAGCAGGGUGCACCGUGUGGUGAGGAAGCUGGGUGGCUUCGAGCUCAGCGAGGACGUGCAGGAGAGCACCACGCAUGUGGUGCUGGGAUCACCGCGCCGCACGCUCAAUGUGCUGCUCGGCAUCGUGCGUGGCUGCUGGCUGCUCUCGCUUGCUUGGGUGUUGGAGUCAGCGGAGUGUGGACAUUGGCUUGAGGAGGAGCCUUAUGAGAUGACCGACACGUUCCCUGCUGCUCAAUGGUUGUCAUGCUGGUUCCGCCGUGUGUACGAGACCGCCUGCCACGUGGCUGCUGGAACCUGCGCUUGGCUGCGUGUGGGAUCCAUCAACAGAGCCACAUGCUCCGCUGUCAUCGCGCUGCGUCUGUGCUUCGCACGUUCGUGUCAAAAAUUAAAAUGGACAGUUUUUUUUGGGCAUCGGAAAAAAUGCGGGGGUUGACAGCGAAUGAAAAUGUUUACCUUCUGGUGUAUGGAUUUUAUAUAUUUAGCUUUGUCAUAAAUGUUUCCAGUUGAUGAAGUAUGUUGUGUGCGUGUUCCUGUCGUACUUCUAAAGCCAAAUGAACGAUGGCUUAGUACUUGUCGCAAUUGGCAGCCUUGAGCCGUUGAUACAAAUUCUACAUUCCUGUGGUUGGGUCAGACUCUCCAUAGGAGUUAUAUAAAAUUACGUUCUGAUUGCGAAAAUAAUCCUAUGCCCCUAUCACGGGAAUAUGGAAUUUCUACCACUGACUGAGGGCCACCAACAGAGAUGAGCACACCCCCAGCAUUAUCCAGUCUCAACAGGAAGAUAUUUGACAUUGCCCUGACCGGUAUAUAAUCCGACAAUUAUUAAACUCUUGGAAAAAUGCAAUACAAUUGAUUUUGCUUUCUUUGCACAUCACUGUGUGCACAGCUUCAGAGAUAACAUCAGCAGGUUUUGGCCAGAGCAGUAGAUAUUUGACCACCCUCAUUGAUAUAAUGCAAUAAGGCCCAAGACAAAGCAUUUAUUUUCACAUCUGCAGUCCAUGUGACUGCAGAGUCGAGGCUCUGAAUCGGCUUUGUGAGGUUUUUUUUUUUACACAGAACUGAGCCGGCUCUUUUACAUAAUUUGCCACAUAUUAAGCGGCAUUGAUGAACUUCAGUUGUGCGGUGCGUGACGGUCUGGCACUGUCGGCUACGUGUGCCUCAUAGAAGAAUGGCUGUCCCUCGUGGGAGUUAGUGCUGUUUUUUGCUGGCCUGCUUUAUAUGUUGGGGCCUUUUAGGCCGUGUUAAGCAAAUUGACAAAAAAAUAGAUGAAAAAAGUUUUAGAUUAUUUUUCUAUGAUAGAUUCAGUUUCGAUUUUGCUCUUCAAACCUUUGGCCAGCAGAUAUUUAGAUAAAUAUAUUUUUCAUGAGGUUGUUUAACAAAUCAAUUGAGUAUCGUCUUUACCCAUGUGAUUUUAUAAUGAUCAUGAAAUAUAGUUUGUCUCACGUUUGUCACGUGGCAAAUGCAGGCCUUUGUCAUUUCUCUACGUAAGUGAGAUCAUGCUUUUAAAAUGGAAGAAUGUGUCACUUUCUCUGCGUGUAACUAAAAAAAUGUGUGCGGUCUGUGUAUUAUUCUUUCGUAAAUAAAGUGGUGGUUUUCUAGUUAGAUUUUACCAUACCUUGUGACAAUUUUAGCUCGCAUAAUUAACAAAACUAUGACAAAAGUAGUAUUAAGGAUGUAUGAUCAUGAAACAAAUCGCAAUAACUUUCAAAACAUUUUUUUCAAUACAUUGAUGUUCCCCGAACGUGAUCAACAUGGGACCAUUUGUAGAAUCGCAUACAAGCAACCCUUGUGGGAAAUUUAAAUGGAUUGCAGGCAACAUUGAAUGUCUGUCUCUAAACAUUCUUUGGCUUAAGGAAUGGGAGCAGCCGUUGUGUUAUUUCGUUGUCCAGUUUCAGAGGACAACAUUGUAACAUUGUUUAAGAUUCACGGUAACCUGCAAAGAGGCCUUUUGGUUGUGGGAUUUUUUUUUCAAGUUCAAAAACUUUCAAACGUAAUAUUAAAUACAUGUCAUAGGAUCAGGGAACACUGCCAGUUAGUUUUGUCUCUCCACCGAUGCUGAUAUAUUAGGUGCUUUCAAUAGGAAUUCAUUAAAGUGCUGCAUUACAAUAAGUAGAUAACUAAUACAGCGUGUUAAAUGUUUUAAGGUAUGCUUUCAUUUAAGGAUAGAAUGUAUCCACGCGGCCAGCACAACAUUAACUCUAAGCGUAAUGCAUUUCCAAGUGUGUACUUUGUGAGCAGCAGCUAAGAUCGCUGGCUUAGAUUUACAAGGUGGGCAGGAUUGACUUUGCUGUGCAUGCUUGGAGGCAGGGUGACCAAACGUACUCUGGGAUUCACAUACGUGGCUGCGCUGCACAAUGCUGGUAGAUCUUCAGAUGAAAUCUCGAGGUCAGAUGUUUGGGACGAGGCACGUGUGUACGCACGUAUGUGCGUCCAACACUCGGGCCUGGGGAUUUAUCAGCCGAUGUCAAACCCCGCUCAGAAGGUCGAGUGGGCGCGACACUUUGGGAGGAGGAUUUGGUCACACCCGAUUUGCUUCCUGCUGAACCGGAGUAUCCUCAAUGGGGGGUUGAGAUUAACAUGGGCAAGGAUGCCCAUUUUGCAAAGUUUCUGCCUGUUCAAGCAAGCAUCGGGUGGUGCUCAUUGUCUAUUGGUGGCCAUGAGACAGAGCUGGAAUUCCACGUCCCCAUCGCUGAGGCUACUUUAUUCUUCAGAAACAUCAUGGGUGACUAUCCCGCAAUUUCAUUUCGCACGCACACCACACGUGAUGUAAAUGCGUUCAGAGCAUAGCUUACACAUGGCAAUAUCCUCUGUGACUACUGUAACUAGGGAUGAGCUCUUUUCUCGCGUAUUUUUUUUUACUUAAAAUUCUGGCUGGUUUUAAAUUGCCGUGGUAACCAAUGGUGAAUUCCAAAUACUGCAGAACUGAACCUACUUUAAGCCUUCUGCAUUUAAAUAUUGCUCUGAUUUUGUUAACUUACAUGUGUAUUGAUCAGGUUUCACAGGUUUAGGUAUGGAUAUUUUAUGCAUCUGGAAAGCAUUUCAGAGAAUUUCAGAUGUUAUUGAUUAAAGCACUCCAUGGCUUAGUGAUUACUUUUCUGUGCCUUUCGCGAAACUCCAAAGUGACUUCAGGUAUUAAGUGAACUACAACAGACAGUGGCAACAGUGUUUGCCCAAAAAUUAAGAUUCCUUUGCUGCACAGGUCAGCAUGCUCACUCACCUCUGGGGCUUUUAGCAGUCUACUUCACAUGGCUAGCAGUGGCUUUGAUGUAUGAUUGUCCUCAUACCUUCGGUGUAAUAAAGCAAAUGGUAACAAUAUUGACCAUCCUUAAACGUUUGGAAGCCUUUAUUUUCAAGGGAAAGCAUAGACUGCUGUACCAACUGCAUGUAGUGCAUCCCUUCAGAGAGGAACAAAAGGGCACAUGCAGGAUGUGUGUCCACUUGCGUUCAAGAAAUGAGUGUCGUUGUAAUGCUUUGGAAGAUAUCAGCCUCGCUACACAGAAGCCUCGUGAGCAGCUUUGAGUCACAGGGACCAAGAUUCAAAUAUGCACACUGUUUUGUCACAGAAACUUACACGUGGUUGACUGCAACUUGUUUCCCACAAUGCUCUGCCACCUCAAAGGACACGUGAUAAAGCUUCUAAACUUCUGGGAGGCUGAACCGGGCCACAUGGUGAGCUGGCAGCCCCUCCCACUUUUCAAUAGCCACACCCACUCAACCACAAGUCCCGGCCUCACAGUGAGUGGCCUCCCCCUCCCUCCUCCUGAUGCUGGGCCCGCCAACUGCUCAUAGGCCCUGCGUACACCUCCGCUAACUCUGCCCACUAUUCCGCUAUCCCCACCCACUGCCCACAUCAUGAGUCGAGCAUGACAUUUUAAAAUGUUUAAUGUUUCAAUUGGUCCGAGUUUGAGGGUGGACACGGGGACAGACCUUCUUGAACCACCGGGACCAUCUCGGUCAGACCCAGGACGUUUGGGGUCUCUAUCCUGCACGUGUUACCGUCGCCACCGCCGCCGUGUACCUUGCGC